CCUGCAAGGUUCGCCACAACUCAUUAUCCUUACAUUUUUCACCAGCCUCUACCAGCUGUGCCGUCGUUUUCCAUCAAGUUAGCCUGUAAAAAACUUGUAAGUUACAGCCUAACCAUGGCGGAGUGCUGCAUGUCUUCCGAGGAAGCCGACAGAUACAGAAUACACCUGGAAAUAGAGAGGCAGCUCCGCCGUGAUAAAAGAGACUCGCACCGGGAGCUGAAGCUGCUGCUUUUAGGGACUGGUGAAAGUGGGAAGAGCACUUUCAUCAAACAGAUGAGGAUCAUCCAUGGUGCUGGAUACAGUGAAGUUGACAGGAGAGGUUUCACAGUGCUGGUGUUUCAUAACAUCGUCACAGCCAUCCAGGCACUGAUUAAUGCCAUGAAGACUCUGAAAAUCGACUACGCAAACGUCAAGAACAUUAGCUAUGCAGAGAGGCUGAGCCAAGUGGAGGCAGACCGGACGUCCGCUUUAGAAGCGUGGCAGGUGGAAGCGAUCAAAGGGGUGUGGAGUGACCAGGGUGUUCAAAGGUGUUACGACCGCAGGAGGGAGUUCCAGUUAUCUGACUCAGCCAAAUAUUACCUGAGUGAUUUGGACAGAAUCGCAGCCCCGUCAUACAUCCCCACCCUGCAGGACAUUCUGAGGGUCAGGGUGCCCACCACAGGCAUCAUAGAGUACGUCUUUGACCUAACGCAAGUUAUCUUCAGGAUGGUGGAUGUGGGUGGUCAGCGCUCAGAGAGGAGGAAGUGGAUCCACUGUUUUGAGAACGUCACCUCCAUCAUAUUCCUGGUGGCUCUCAGCGAGUACGACCAAGUGCUUUAUGAGAGUGAGAACGAUAAUCGACUGGAGGAGAGCAAAGCCUUGUUCAAGACCAUUGUUACAUCCAAAUGGUUCCAAGAUUCCUCCAUCAUCCUCUUCCUCAACAAAACAGACCUGCUAGAGGAGAAAAUUGAGCAUUCCCACUUGGCGGACUACUUCCCGGCCUUCACCGGGCCGAAGAAAAACGCUGACGCUGCAAAAGCGUUCAUCUUGAAAAUGUACGUGCAGCAGCACGCCGGUCAUCAGAGGCAUCUCUACUCGCACUACACCUGUGCCACCGACACCAAGAACAUCCGCUUCGUCUUCAGCGCCGUCAAAGACACGCUGUUCAGAGAAAACCUUGAAAAAUUCAACCUGCUGACAUGAUCUGUAAGAUGAAGCGAUGGUUUCACUUUCAAGAGCCAGGCAGCAGGAAGAACUUUCAUACUGUAGCACCUUUGUUGACAUUUUACCUGUGAUGCACUGCGGCUUGAUGAAAGUCAUGGCAAGGUAAAUAACAGGCAGUGCAUUAACGGUACAUCAGAAACGCUAAAUAAGCAUGUUUUUCAUUGCCACUGGAGAGAAGUGAAACCUCAAAUAGUUGUUGCCUGAACUGUUAGAGGAAGGUUCCCUUUAUGCAAUCGUUGUUGUUUGACAUGUCGUAUCAAACUGGUUCGACAGACUCUUCUAGAAAGAAUGCAGCCCACACUGCCUCGCUGCCCUGUCCCCACACGGGACGAGGAAGUAAAAGUAAUGCCUGUAGGGAACCACCAUUCCCUAGUUUAUAUCUCUUUGUUUAUAUGAGUGUGAAUGUGUGUUUUAAACAGUGCA
This is a messenger RNA of Myripristis murdjan (pinecone soldierfish), 1626 nucleotides long. Its product is annotated as guanine nucleotide-binding protein subunit alpha-14-like. The coding region runs from base 115 to 1182 and encodes 355 amino acids. The record is from RefSeq and is a predicted model, not a curated record. The transcript is spliced from 7 exons. Gene Ontology annotation, biological process: adenylate cyclase-modulating G protein-coupled receptor signaling pathway. Gene Ontology annotation, cellular component: heterotrimeric G-protein complex; cytoplasm. Gene Ontology annotation, molecular function: GTPase activator activity; G-protein beta/gamma-subunit complex binding; G protein-coupled receptor binding. NCBI's taxonomy places the organism in Eukaryota, Metazoa, Chordata, Actinopteri, Holocentriformes, Holocentridae.